AUGAGGAUCAUCGUGACGACCAGCCCCCGAUGCGGCUCCUCCUCGGACCCUUUUCUUCCUUCCUUCUGCUCCUCUCCCACCACCAGCCUCCGCCUCAGCAGCCAGAAGGCAUCAGGCAGCCGCCGCUGGUUCCAAGCUCCGGUGUCCGGGGCAACCGUGGAGCCUCGGGCCAUUGUGACCCUCCCCGGCGGCUCGCCUGGCCCCCCAGCCGGGCCGGCUCUCUCUGCCAUGGAGGGGUGGCCGCUGGAGGACGAGGGCCCCCGCCCCAUCGUCACCUUCUUCCAGCCUCGAGUCAGCCAGGUCUUGGUGCUGCAAGGCUUGUUCAGUGGCAGCGAAAUCGCGGCAAGGAGAUUUCUGCCCAAAAGCCACCUCUCGACCGUGAUCAUCCGGGACAACACCAGCGUUCAAAGAGUGCAGGAUAUUAAGCUCAGGCACAUUGAAGACAGCCAGAAGAAGGUGGGAGGAUUCUUUGACCAGAUGAAGAAGAAGUUUGUGCACGACCAGCAGACGAAGAUGACCCGUUGGAAGAAACAGUACGGCCAUUACCAGCGCAUGCUGGAGCAGAUUGACCAAAGGGCUCAGAGGAGGCUGACCAUUUCAAACAUCAUCGUAGUGGAACAAAAGAGAUCCUCUCUCUCCGGAUGGAAUCCAACCCUGAAGCCAGAGAGACCGAAGCAACGCCUAAAGUAGCUAGGAUGGGAGUGUCCGGAUUCUGGAAGUCACACUGAGUAAACCUUGGUGUAAACCCACA
Molecule: messenger RNA, 751 nt
Organism: Hemicordylus capensis (graceful crag lizard)
Lineage: Eukaryota; Metazoa; Chordata; Lepidosauria; Squamata; Cordylidae
Gene: C15H5orf52
Product: chromosome 15 C5orf52 homolog
Exons: 4
Coding region: 1-690 (229 amino acids)
Source: RefSeq, a predicted model, not a curated record